Messenger RNA from Dendronephthya gigantea, 1385 nucleotides. RefSeq names its product alpha-1B adrenergic receptor-like. Gene Ontology annotation, molecular function: G protein-coupled receptor activity. Lineage: Eukaryota; Metazoa; Cnidaria; Anthozoa; Malacalcyonacea; Nephtheidae. Gene Ontology annotation, cellular component: membrane. Gene Ontology annotation, biological process: adenylate cyclase-activating adrenergic receptor signaling pathway. The coding region runs from base 48 to 1157 and encodes 369 amino acids. The transcript is spliced from 2 exons. The record is from RefSeq and is a predicted model, not a curated record.
AACUGAUCCAAAUUAAGGAACACUGGAACAUUCGUGAAGGGUCACUUAUGGAUAGCUAUGACUUAUUUCGUUUUAUCCUUCAACUUCUUUUUAUAAUCCUAAUCGUCCUUGGCAGUCUACUAAUACUCUGGGUAAUCCACGUCACAAAACAGUACCAGACCCCAAGCGGUUUGCUCAUUGGUAACCUGGCCUUGACAGACUUGCUGGUUGGCGGCUUCGUACUGCCAUUCGGAAUACCGGCAAUUUAUUUCGGCAAUUGGGCGAGCGGACGAAAAUUAUGCGUUUUGUGCGCAUAUGCCAACCACCUUUUAUCAAGUGUUGCUAUCUUAACGCUGAUGGCAAUAUCGUUUGAUCGAUAUGUAGCAAUUAUCCAUGCUAUCCGAUAUCAUCAGUUAAUGACCUUGAGAAGGAUUGCGUUGAUUAUAAUUAUAGUAUGGAUAAUGGGGAUUAUAUCCGCUAUAUUACCCUUGCUUGGUUGGGGCAGGUUUAUAUACCAACAUGGGGCGUCGCUUUGCGUAACUGAUUUUAAGACGAACAAACCGUUUACGUUUUUUGUGUUUUCUGCCCAAUUUGGAGUCCCCUUGAACGCUAUAUUCAUCAUAUAUAUUCGAAUAUUUAUGGUUGUUACGAAACAGGCCAAGGCGAUUAGGAACACGAUGCAAAAGGUACAGACCAAUCAGUCAACUGAAUCUCCUGUCAAUCAGCAAUCUCUUGAUCUUUCCACCAAUAGGAAUAGCCCAUUAUCCCAAGCAGCCAAUCAGAGUGAAGCAGAAGUCUCGACGGCCAAUCAAAAUGGGACACGAAAGCUAACUAAAUCAACAAUACCAAGGCGUAAAAGUUUGUUAAACAAAAUGAAAAUGGAAUCGAAAGCCGCUGUAACUAUGUUCGUAAUCAUAGGGGUGUUUGUCCUCAGUAUAAGCCCUUUUGCCGUUUAUAGUUUGUACUGUCUGCACACAGGCGAAAGCUACGAGACUGCAGAUUUUAUCACGACGAAAAUUGCCUACAGUAAUGCCAUAUUGAACCCACUGGUGUACGGGUUGAUGAAUAAACUUUACAGGAAAGGAAUUUUUCAGAUUUUUCAUAUGAUAUUCAGAUGCAAAAAACGACCUGAUGAUUUUAAACGAAGGUCUGCCCAAAGUACUUCGUUUUCUAACUAACUUAAACCUAGCAAAAAUACGAGACGUUUGUAAAUAUUGCUAUUUGUAUGGUGUAUAAUAUCCUUCAGUGCCUUUUGUAUUUCACCUCGCUAGCGUUCCUAGUUAUAUUAUGGACGAAAUUGCCAAAAAUUGAUUUUGAAAACAAUAUUUUGCGAGUUUAAAUAAGUUAAGAAAGCGAUGUGAUGCGAAAAUGUUUGUUAUAUCAUAUCAAUUUAGUGAGGAUUGGCU